GCUUAAAAUACCAAUUCCAGUUGUUUCUUUCAUUUAAAGGUUCUAGUUUUAGUUUAUCUAAAAUUGUUGAAACGAAUUGUUAUUAGUAAUUUUCUUUUCUUUUGUUUAAGUUAUUUUUUAAAUUUUCCUUCAUUUUAAUCUUGCUUCUUUACCUUUUUUACAUCUGUUAAUCUUCAUUAUAACCCUAUCAAAUUAUUUAACCAUGACUGAUAAGGAUGUGGAUGAAUAUGAAUUUGAAUAUACCAAGAUGAACUCUCUGUUUUAACCUACUUCUCACACCUGUAAUCAUCCACUUUCAUAUCAUUAAAUAUCAUCAUGGCUACAAUGGAAAUACGUAAGGUUACCAAAACAACUCGAGUAAUCAAUCAAAGACAAUUGUCAGACCGAAAAAAGCCUGUUGGAGGUGGAUUAUCUCUUCUAUAUGGUAAAGAUUUGAAGGAAUACGAAAAUAUACCCAUUGAGGAUUUGUUAAACCAAUUGACGGAAGAGGAAUUAGAACAGUUAAGCAAUGAUGUUGACCCAGAUGAUUCCCAUAUUCCACCUUCAUUGAGAUGUAGAGAGCAAACCAAGAAAAGUCCAACUGGACCUUUGGAUAGGAAAAAAUUGUUGGAGUUUCUCAAAAAUUAUGCCCUCAACCAAGAAGAUUGGCCAGAAAACAAGCCUUUCCAACCUGGUGUAAAGAGAGGUUCUGUAUGGAAACCCAAGGAAAUGCCCAAAGUUUCUGACGAGGAAACUCGGAUAAUGCUUGAUUUGGAUGACGAGUCCAGUGAAGCUUUGAAGAAUGCAUCCGAAUCCGAUCUUGUUGAUCUUGCUGGUAUUUUGGGCUUACACUCCCUAUUAAAUCAAGACCAGUUUUACGCUUCCAUCACCAACAAAGGUCAAGGAUCAGAGGCAAAAUUUGAAUCAAUUGUGAGAGCAACAGUUCCCAAGAAAGUACCCAAUCUACCAGACAAUGCCACUGAUGUUGGUAAAACAGCCAAACAAGUUGUUGAAAAUGACAAAAAGUUACAAGAACUUAACUGGAAUAAUAUUAAACACAUACCAAGAGAUUCAUUCAAGAAAUUAUUUGAAGGGCUCAAGUCAAAUACAACUUUGCAAACGUUAGAUUUGGCCAAUACUGGAUUGACUGAUGGUCCUACCGCGGUAUUGGUCGAAGCCCUCAAAGAAAAUAAAACAUUGACCUGUCUCAACUUGGAAUCAAAUUUUUUGUCUGGUCCAAUGGUCAGGGAUGUUGUUGCAGCUAUUAAUGUUAAUCAAACGAUACGUGAAUUCAGAGCUUCCAAUCAAAGACCUGCCAUUCUCGGUAAUCGAAUUGAAAUGGAAAUAGCGAAAUUGAUUGAACAAAAUAACACACUGCUUCAACUUGGUUUACAUCUUGAUGCUCCUGAUGCUCGUAUGAGAAUAGCUCAACAAUUACAGAAGAAUAAAGAUGUCUUGAGACUUCAAAGAAUCGGAUCUAAAUCAAGUGUACCAAGUCAAGACAAGGAUUUAGUCUCUGUGUGAAAACAAAGCUAGACUUGAGGAGGUGAGACAAAGUAUUUUUGUUUGGCUCGUGAUGCAUCACUAACAUCAAUUUUACGUUAAUUUCGCCAUAUUUUCUCGAAAUUAAAGAGUUUAUUCAACAAAAGGCUAUUCAAGUCGAGCUGUAUUUUAUUUGGCUAAAACUAUCACGUCCAUUCGAAUGUCGUUAUCUCUAGACAUUUCAUCGUACUAUUUCUUGAACCUCUUCAUCUGGUAUCGUCGUCUCCUCCUGUUCACGCGCUUUUCAUCAACAAGUAAUGCUCACUAAGACCUGAGUAUCUCACGUUUUGGAUUUUGUUCACAAUCCUGAUUAAAACAUUCAUCACCAAGAUAAUUGUAGAUUAUAUCUAGAAACUUGAUUUUUUUGACGCAGACAAACAAAAAAAAAAAUGAAUCCCAUGCUAUCAAGGGACAGCUAAUUAAUGAUCUGACUUUGAUUUAUUUACAGUAAAAUAAAUCCUCAAUGUAAUGUAAAUGCAUGCCAAUUUCUGGUGAAUACUAAAAGCUUUUCAAGCCAUUUCAUUCAAUUAGCAAAAACACCUUUUUUCUGUAACUUUUUUCUCUCACAUUCUAUCUGCCUCCAAAUCUCUCAGCUAAUAUUAUUGAUUCACCAGGAAGUCUUUUUUUGCAGGGUGUAUCAUGUACAUGGUCUUGAGAUUAUCUCAAUUGGGUACAAUUAAAGGAUGACCAUCAAGUCACGCUUUUUAUUUCAA
This is a messenger RNA of Tetranychus urticae (two-spotted spider mite), 2234 nucleotides long. It is a transcript of the gene tmod, whose product is annotated as tropomodulin. NCBI's taxonomy places the organism in Eukaryota, Metazoa, Arthropoda, Arachnida, Trombidiformes, Tetranychidae. The record is from RefSeq and is a predicted model, not a curated record. Gene Ontology annotation, biological process: actin filament organization; pointed-end actin filament capping; myofibril assembly. Gene Ontology annotation, cellular component: myofibril; cytoskeleton. Gene Ontology annotation, molecular function: tropomyosin binding.